UCUCAUAUCAUUCAAGUUUUUGCUGACGUCCCCCGCUUAUUCGUAUUUCUGCUAACAACAAAAAUGUUUGCCCACCUGUUAUCUCAUAAUAAAAGAUAAAAUACUAAUCACCAAAUCUAACAAAUAAGUGUUAUUAUCAGGUUGCGAACAUGAAAUUACACUGCGUUAUUUUCUGAAGACACGACGCAAUGAUGAUGAGCCCGUUGUUGUAGUCAUAAAACCUUAUCAAAUAAUUCGUUUCUUUUAGUGGCAUCUACAUCGGCCUACAUAAAAAAGUGAAAGUUUGAAAGUUUUUGAGACUUAAAUUUCAAUGAAAAGUUCAUUGGGCCAUUGCUUUUGGAACAUCAGUUGGUCUUAUUCAUUGGACUUGUUUACUAAGCUUCCUUUUGUUGCUUGUUUGCUAACUGACCCCUAACCGGCUAGUCAACCUUGAAAAUUAUUGCAAAAUGUUGCUGGCCAAUUCCGGUUAUGUUAUGACGCUGGCCAAUGGUAUCAUCGGUGUAGGCAUCUUGGCAAUGCCGUUCUGCUUCCUAAAGUGCGGCAUCAUACUAUCGAUUCUACUACUUGUAGUUAGUAAUUGGAUAACACGCAUUUGUUGUCAUUAUCUUAUAAAGACAUCGUUGCUAACACGAAGAAAAAGUUUUGAACUUUUGGGGUUUCAUGCCUUUGGCACUUCAGGAAAACUGUUGGCGGAGUUGUGUAUCAUUGGCUAUUUGUUGGGUACAUGUAUAACCUACUUUGUUGUUGUCGGUGAUCUAGGGCCUCAGAUUGUGAAGAAAAUGUUAUCGUUGGAGAACGACUAUCAUCAUUUGCGUACCAUUUUAAUGUGUGGUGUUACUUUGGUUUGCAUUAUACCAUUGGGUAUGUUGAAAAACGUUAGCAGUUUAUCGACUGUAUGCACAGCUUCCAUUGGUUUCUAUGUUUGUUUGGUGAUCAAAAUCAUUUUGGAAUCGAAGACCCAUAUCAUGAACAAUGAUUGGACAGGCCAAGUUGUGUAUUGGCAACCUGCAGGAGUUUUGCAAUGUUUGCCCAUCUUUAGCAUGGCAUUGUCGUGUCAAAUGCAACUUUUUGAAGUCUUCACCACCAUCAAUAACCAGAGUCUGGAAAAGUUGAAUGGCAUUGUGCGUAAUGCUACUUGGAUAUGUACCUUUGUGUAUAUAGCGGUGGGUUUCUUUGGCUAUGUGGCCUUUUGUACCCAAACAUUUUCGGGUAACAUUUUGAUCAAUUUGUCACCCUCGUUUGGCAGUGAUGUUAUAAAAAUUGGCUUUGUUCUAUCGGUGGCCUUUAGCUUCCCCUUGGUUAUAUUCCCCUGCCGCGCCAGUUUGUACUCCUUAUUGUAUCGCAAGGGACAAAUGGAUGUAUCCGCCUAUAUACCCGAGACAAGAUUCAAAAUCAUUACCUUGUUCAUAGUGAUAUUCUCUUUGUGUGUGGCCUUAAUGAUACCCUCGGUUGAAUUGAUUAUAGGUCUUGUGGGCUCCACUAUUGGCGUGGCCAUUUGUAUCAUGUUUCCAGCUGCCUGCUAUCGUUCGAUUAUACGCAAAGACACCAUGGAGCGCAGUUUGGCCCAGCUUAUAAUUAUAUGUGGAUUUUGUCUUAUGAUACUGGGAACAUAUGCAAAUCUAUCGGCCAUUGAUGAAAAAAGUUCUGGAGCUCAUUUGGAAGUACCGAAAAUCAAUGAAAAUCUUUUAAAGCCCACAGAGAUACCGCCCGAUUUUUUGGAUGAGAAAAUUAAAAACAUUGAAAAGGCCAUUGAACAGAAAAUGGCCAAGGAGGAGGCAGAGGAAAAGAGUCUACAAGAUUCGCAACAAAAUAUUGCUCAACCGCCAAUAGUGAAAGUUAAUGUAACUCAAGUAGCGCCUGAAGUGCAGAAACCCUCACCCCCACCGUUGCCAGUUGAUGAGGUGCAUUCUGAUGGUAAAUUGGAAGGGAAACCCCAGGUGAAACCUGUAAUAGUACCAAACAAAAUCCAGGAGGCUUCACCAGCACCACCACCAAAAGAGGUUGCCAACCAAAAGGAAAGCCAUGAUAAAGCCAUAGAUAAACCUUCAGCACAGCCAUUGGAAAUUAAAAAAGAUGUGGCCCAAAGUCCCAAAAGCAUUCAACAACAAACCAUAGACACUGAUGCCAUAAAAAAGGACGAAGAAAUAGCCAAGGAAGAAUUGAAAUUGGAAAAGAAGCAGGAAAACGAAGAACUUAAAAAAACCAAAGAAGAAUUGGAGAAAACUAAAGAUUUGCUGGAGAAAAAGGUAGAGGAACUCAAAGAAGAGUUGGUCAAACAAAAUCAGCAAACCCAAAAUCUGGUAGUCGAGAAACUAGGCGAAGUUGUGGAAAAGUUUGAAGCCAUUGAACGUAAGGUGCAACACCAACAAGACGAACAGGCCCCACCACUCUCGGAAGAACAAACAGCCAAAGAGAAACCUAAACCAGAUUUGGACUUAAACCUUUCUAAUAACUCCUAUGCAAAUACAAAUAACAUAAAGCCUAGCAAGGGAUCCCUAAUCUCUAUUCUAAGCGAUAAUAGAAAUUUAAGCAAAACUCCACCCGCUGAAAAUCAGGUGUACGAACCGCUUUCAUACAAGACGGGCGAGUUAAUAGAGAACACUCGCAAUGGCAGCAAUUUGGAAAAACGUCUUCCGCUGCCCUUGGCCCUCUUAAUGAAUGCUUCACAAACCAAAUUAAAUGAAAACAAUGGAGAAAACAAACCCCUGGAAAUACAAACUUUAAAUAGCACUUCCAAUAAUAACAGCAAAGAUGAUGAAAAGAUAAAUAUCGAUUCGAUAAGACGAGAACUUUUACAACUACGAGAAAAUUCCGAGGAAAAACCUUCCCCACAGCAAGAAAGUCAUCGCAAUAAACGCUCCUUUGGCAACAGCAGUGGAAAUCAAAAUAUAAAUUGUCUACCCGAUCCUAAAAUCGAUAAUCUUUUGGCUUCCAGCAUAGCAGAUGGUGGCGGAGGUCUGGAAAUGAAAAUAGGUCGGCAACUAAAAUCCAUUAACCCUAGCGAAGACUAAAUAAAAUUCUAAAAUGGCCCAAUUUUUUUAAAGACAGGAAAGCCAAAUGCCAAGAAAAAGAAAUGUUAACACGAGAUAUUAAACCACCCUAAGAUAAUAACUUAAGACAGAAUAAAAAACAACUCUAGUUUUACAUUUUACAACUCGCAUUUAGUAGAACUAACUACCUAUGUACGAUGUGUAGCCGCCAAGCUGUUACGAUAUAUUUUUGUUACAAAAACUCUACUGAAACAGAUUCAGAAACAAAUCCCGUAAUUGUAGAAACUGAAAUACGAAAAUGUACCUUUUUAGUAUUGUUUUAAGAUAAACUAAGAUAUAAUCUAUGCACGAAUACUUUUUUUUAAUUUAUUUAUUUGUAAAUAAAUGACCUACCUGUAUGUAUAAGUUUUAGAAGAUAGUAGUUGAAAAAAAACAGAGAGACUUUUAAUGAAAUAUACACCGUAAAAACGAAAAAUAUGUGAAUCUUAUCAUUGUAACCAUAACAAACUAAGGUUAAAACCAGCGUUGUGGAGGCGGAAUGGAAAAGUUUUGUUCAACUCCUACUGCGGCCAGUAGAACAUACUUAAGAACAUUUUUUUGGAAGUACUUACAUAUACCACCAUACGAUCCAUUUCCGGAACUCUAAGU
This is a messenger RNA of Stomoxys calcitrans (stable fly), 3638 nucleotides long. RefSeq names its product putative sodium-coupled neutral amino acid transporter 10. The coding region runs from base 447 to 3011 and encodes 854 amino acids. Gene Ontology annotation, molecular function: amino acid transmembrane transporter activity. Gene Ontology annotation, biological process: amino acid transmembrane transport. The record is from RefSeq and is a predicted model, not a curated record. The transcript has 7 exons. Lineage: Eukaryota; Metazoa; Arthropoda; Insecta; Diptera; Muscidae.